This is a messenger RNA of Pseudomyrmex gracilis, 835 nucleotides long. Its product is annotated as putative nuclease HARBI1. The transcript is spliced from 2 exons. NCBI's taxonomy places the organism in Eukaryota, Metazoa, Arthropoda, Insecta, Hymenoptera, Formicidae. The annotation marks the transcript as partial. The record is from RefSeq and is a predicted model, not a curated record.
UUGUCAAAGAUGAUCUUAUUUUAAAGCAUCUAGAUGUGAUUCAUAAACAGAUCUCAUUUGAUAUAAGCAUAAAUUUAAGGCUACCUUAAGACUAAUGAAUUCAUAGUUGUUUAGGAUGGUCUUAUUAGUUAUAUAUAUACUUACAAAAGAUACAUUUUCGUCAAGUCGAGGUAAAAGUGGUAUUAAGAUUAUCUUAUUUGUUCUAUUUUUUAGAGAGAGUGUGUGACAAAUUAUUUUAUUUAAUAUGGAAGUUGAAAAUAUUAGAAAUAUUGAGUUAAAUGAAAUCGAAGUCAUUGAUAUUGAUGAUGAUGACAAUAAUGUGCGUGUUCCAAAAAGAUAUAUUAGAGAUUGGAUCAAUCCAUUUCAGUUUUAUAGCAAUCGAGAGUUUAAAAGACGUUUUAGAUUUAAUAAAGAAUCUAUACUAUAUGGAAUUUUGCCUAAAAUUGAAGAAGGACUUGCAAAUAUUAAUAACCGCGGUCUUCCUGUACCUCCGGUGUUUCAAGUGUUAAUUUGUUUAAGAUUUUAUGCCACAGGCAGUUUUCAGCAAGUACUUGGAGAUACUAUAAUUGUGUCACAGCCAACUGUGUCAAGAAUAGUAUUUCGAAUAUCUGUACUUUUAGCAAGGAUCUUUAAUCAAUUUAUAAAGAUGCCUUCUGUACCAGAUACUAUAAGAGAAAACCACAGACUUUUCAGAGAUAUAGGACGUCGUGAUAGAGGUAUUGGUUUACCUGGCAUCGAUGGAGCUAUUGACUGUACACAUGUACGUUUAACUGGUACCAGAUUCCACAAUAUCGAUGAAAUUUAUAGAAAUCGAAAGGGAUAUUUCUCAUUAAAU